AUGUCCUCAGCAAUAACAACAACAUAUCGCUCCCUCCCAAUCCUAUUAAGCUACGUCACCCUCUGUGCAACCCUCUCCCUCCACACCUGUCAAACCAUCCACGCCCGCUACAGAACACGCCAAUCCCGCAAUGACUACUCCUCCAUCACCACCAACCCGUGCCGCCACUUCUGGAUAUUCGUCUUCCUAGCAGCCCUCAGCCUCGCCGCAACAUGGAACUACAUGUUCGCGUUCUUUGCGCACUCAUAUCACGCCUGGGCGGGGAGUCAACAAUCUCAAUCUCAGCAGCUGUUGCUUGCUGCUGCCGGUGGUAGUGGUAGUGGUAUGGGUAGUGUGGGGAGUGGGGUACUGUCAACAUCAACCAUCUUCAAAUUGGAGAUGUGGUUACGGGACGCGAAACUUUUUCGCGAGGCGUGGGAGACGGUUAUCGAGUCGCCGGCACGGUUUUGGUGGAGCGGGCAGAUCUUCCUUUGGGCUACGGGCUGGAGUCUUUUCUUGGGGGUUAUGGCACGGAGAUACCGCAUUCCCAAUGUCUGGGUGUAUAUGGUCGUCGGGCAGAUCGUGGCCAUCUCUUUCGCACAGAAUUUGUUUUUUGCUACAAUUAUGGUCUCUAGGAUGAGGUCGUCUAGCCAUGACAAUGGCAAUAAACAUGGUACUGAUGACAAGUCCGACAAGGACAUGGACAAUCACCAUGCAUGCACCUGGACACCACCUCUCCUCCUGGAACUAAUCCCUAUCGCGACGUCACUGCUCAGCACCGUCCUCGUGCCAUCCACGGCACAUACCAAGCAUUUCAUGCUAAUCUUGUUAAUUCCGCACCUCCUACUUUUCGUUCCGGCCAUGCUCCGUCCCCGUAACUGUCGCUCGUCUGGGGGUUCUGAUGGUAGAACUUCCCGCAGCGACAGCAUCGAUGUCGAUGCUGCGACGAGGCGCUACGUCGUCUUUUUCCGCUGGAUCUUUGCAUCCAGUCUACUUGUGCAGGCUGUUUCUACUGUAGAGGUGGUUAGGGAUGUGGUUGGGACCGGGUCGGGAACAGGGACUGUUGAUGGUUUUGUUGCUUCGUGUGAGGCUGUUGUGCGGGCUUUGCUCCAUGCUGUAUACGAGCAUCCUGCUGUUAGUAGUGUGAGUUGGGAUGUUAUAUUCUGUACUGUUGGGGCUGGGACGUGGUGUCUUGUGCAUGGUGGAGAUCCGUACAAAAUGCUGGGUGGGAGGCCAAGUGCUAAGGAUAAGGGUGAGAAGGACGAGUGA
Penicillium lagena is the source of this 1248-nucleotide messenger RNA. RefSeq lists its product as uncharacterized. The transcript is spliced from 2 exons. Bases 1 to 1248 code for a protein of 415 amino acids. The record is from RefSeq and is a predicted model, not a curated record. Lineage: Eukaryota; Fungi; Ascomycota; Eurotiomycetes; Eurotiales; Aspergillaceae.